AUGCAAACACGAGAAGGGAACAAUGUUGGGAACCUCCCUGACACUCAGCCUUUGUCAUCUUCAUCGGAAAAUAAUGACGACGUGAGUUCCAUCUCUUUGAGUCAAAAUUCAUCAUCUCCAUUUGCUCAUCAUCAACUCCCUCUAGAGACCAUUGUUUCUGAAUCAGAAAUUAACUUGGCUGCUUCAGUUCUUGAGAGACUUUCUCAUCACUCCUAUCAUUUACAAGACCCGCGAUUAGCCCAAUUAAUUCAUGCUGGAUCUUUACUAUUCAAAAGAAAGAUUUCCAAGGAAGAACAAGCAGAAAUGAAAAGAGAAUCAAGAAAAAAGGCUAAAGAGAAAUUUAAAAAUCACGACAAGAGCAUUCUCAUGCAAUCAGUGAUGCAAAUGAAAAAACAUAAUGAAGUUCAUUACUUGAGACAACAAAUUGCAAUGAUUCCAAACGCACCAAAUAGUGAGGUACCAAAACUUACUCACGCUGAAGAAGAUGAAGUCAUUAUUGAGAGUAUUACAGAUGAAGAUGUUGUGUCAAGUUGUAGAAAUUCUUCAAAUGAACAAAACGAUAAAAAGAGCAUGACUGAGACCAUGAACGACAACAACGAACAAAACGGGACAGCAUCUGACAUGAUCCAACCGUCCAACAGUAAUAACUCUAACAAACUGUUGAGAGCUGUGAGAUGUUAUAUUUGUCACGAAAAGACCCAUGAAAUACAUCACUUUUAUCAUAAAAUGUGCCCAAAAUGUGGAGAAUUCAAUUUAGAAAAGAGAAACCAAACAAUGGAUAUGACGGGUAAAAUUUGUUUAGUCACAGGUGGUAGAAUUAAAAUUGGGUUUUACACUGCCCUCAAAUUAUUGAGGUGUAAUGCUGAAUUGGUGAUUGUCACUUCUAGAUUUCCAAAAGAUUGUGCAAAGAGAUAUUCAUUAGAACCUGAUUUUGAAAUGUGGAAAGAUCGUCUCAAAGUUUAUGGUAUUGAUUUUAAACAUAUUCCUUCAGUGGUACAAUUUGCCGAUCACCUUAAUCACACGCUUCCUAGAUUGGAUAUUCUUAUUAAUUGUGCAGCUCAAACCAUUCGAAAACCUACUGCAUACUACGAACAUGUGGCAAAAUAUGAAUUAACGACAAGUCUUCAAGACCUAUCUGAAACGCAACGAAAAUUAUUGCCUUUAGAUUUUUCAAUGAAAAUCAUGCCAGAACAAAAAGAUAUUGCACUUCGAAUGUUAUCAUCAAUGGAAAAGAGAGAGGCCCUCGAAUACAAUCCACGAUCGAAGAAUAAUGAUGAACAUGAGGAGAAUUCUACAAUUACACUUCAUACCCCUCAUUCUACUUCACUUAAAUAUAAUGCUAUGAGAGAUGAAGUGAAUGUGAGCUCGAGCAGUUUGUUGUGUCAAAUUCCAAUUCUAGAUGAGGACAAGUCGUACAAUGAACAAAGUUUUCCAAGAGAUGUAUUUGAUGUUAAUCAGAAUCAAGCAGAUUUUAGAAAUACAAACUCGUGGAUUCAAAAAUUGGAUCAGGUGCCUGUUUUUGAAAUGCUUGAAGUUCAAACCAUUAAUGUCACUGCUCCAUUUAUUUUGACAUCCAAAUUGAAACCUCUUUUAGAGCACGGAGCGACUCAUUCAUCAACAACCAAUCCUACUCAUGAACCAAUGAGCUUUGUUAUUAACGUUAGUUCAAUGGAAGGACAAUUUUAUAGGCGUUCAAAAGGAGUGCAUCACCCACACCUUAACAUGGCAAAAGCCUCUCUGAAUAUGAUGACAAGAACAAGUGCUGCUGAUUAUGCCAAAGACUUUAUUUACAUGUCUUCAGUGGAUACAGGAUGGAACAAUGAUGAGAAUCCUUUGAGCGACUUGGAGAAUAUAUCACAAACAUACUAUUGUCCAUUGGACGAAGUGGAUGGUGCUGCUAGAAUCUUGGAUCCAAUCUUUUUGGCCUUGCAAGGUAAACAGAAAUAUUUUGGCGUUUUCUUGAAGAAUUAUUCUCCUUUCAGAUGGUAG
Messenger RNA from Naegleria lovaniensis, 1989 nucleotides. RefSeq lists its product as uncharacterized. The transcript has 7 exons. NCBI's taxonomy places the organism in Eukaryota, Heterolobosea, Eutetramitea, Acrasida, Naegleriidae. The record is from RefSeq and is a predicted model, not a curated record. Bases 1 to 1989 code for a protein of 662 amino acids.